GUCAUUCACGAGAGACAGACUGUGUGUAUUAGGGACAGAAAAUCACUACUCAGGGACACAGAAUUCGUUCCUCAGGGACACAGAAUCGUUACUCAGGGACACAGAAAUGUUACUCAGGGGACACAGAAUUGGUUUACUCAGGGACACAGAAUCGUUACUCAGGGACAGACACCAGAGUUGUUACUCAGGGACACAGAAAUUGUUUACCUCCAGGGACAACAGAACUCUGUUACUCAGGGACACAGAAUUAUGUUAACUCCAGGUACAAACAGAAAUGUAUUACUCAUGGGACACUGACUUGUUAAUGAUGGGACACAGAAUCGUUCACUCAGGGACACCAGAAAUUGAUACUCAGGCGACACAGAAAGAAUUAGUUACUGAGACACCACAGAAUCUGUUACUCAGGGACACAGAAUUCGUUACUUCCAGGGACACCAGACUUGUUAUCCAGGGA
This is a messenger RNA of Staurois parvus, 454 nucleotides long. The record is from the annotation of a GenBank genome assembly. NCBI's taxonomy places the organism in Eukaryota, Metazoa, Chordata, Amphibia, Anura, Ranidae.